UUAUAAAUUGGACAGUUGUUUCACCUUGUGGUCGCAACAGAGGACUAACGUCCAGGGAGCGCACGGUCGCCACGGGAAACUAUCUUCAGACUGUCCCAUUUUAAAAAGACUUUCUUUUGCUAUGAGUAAAGACGUCGAGAUGAAGGAAGUUGAGCUCAACGAGUUGGACGAGAAGCAGCCAAUGACCGGAGAUGGUUCGGCCGAGAAAAACGGCUCCGUGAAGGUGAAGGUCCCAGAGGACUCGGAGGUGAAAUUCACCGGCCUGUCGAAAGAGGAACUUAUGCGAGUUGCAGGCACCGCAGGAUGGGUCCGGACUCGAUGGCUCUUGCUGGUUUUGUUCUGGCUCGGCUGGGUGGGCAUGUUGGCUGGCGCUAUCGUGAUCAUUAUCCAGGCCCCACGCUGCAAGCCGCUGCCCGAGAUGAACUGGUGGAAUGAGGGACCUUUGUACCAGAUCAGAGACGUAGAGGCCUUCGCUGGCGACAAGGGCCUGGCAGGAGUGGAGGAGAAGUUGGAUCAGCUGAAUCAGCUGAAGGUGAAGGGCCUGAUCCUCGGCCCUCUCCACACUGUUCAGGUCAACGAGGCGCCUACGCUGAACCUGAAGAGCAUUGACCCCAGCUUCGGAUCAGUGGAGGAUUUGGACAGUUUGAUGGAGCGCGCUCACAAGAAGGGUAUGUCCAUUGUUUUGGACCUGACACCCAACUAUGAAAGUGACGUCAAUCAAUGGUUCGGAGGAUUCAGCAACAUGGCCCAAAGUCUCAAGGAGGCCAUGGAGUUCUGGGCGGCCAAAGGGCUGGACGGCGUCCUGCUGUACUCGCUGGAUGCGGUGUUCCCUGCCAGCCCUGACCAGUGGGCUCCACUGUUGGCCACUCUGGAGGUGGAGGAGGUGGAAGGGGCCAAGAAAAGAGCUCUCAUCGGCGUGGCCGACGGACUCACCAUAUCCGACGCGGCGCAGUUGCUCAACAGCACGGGCAUGAACCUGCUGCUGCCCGAGCUGCAACCGGCGGCCAGCGGUCAGUCCUGGGCCAACGUCAUCCAGCAGCUCUACUCCAGCCACCUGCAGACCAGCCAGGGCUGGUGCCUGAGCCGCCCCAACGUGGGCCACCUGGCCUCGCAGGUGACGCCCAAGCUGCUGCGCCUCUACCAGCUCCUGCUGUUCACGCUGCCCGGCACGCCCGUCUUCAACUACGGCGACGAGAUCGGACUCGAGGACCAGGAUACUAAUAUUACUCCUGCUAUGGUGUGGGACUACGAGGGGCCUGAAGAUGAGAAAAAUACUACAGCAAAGGAGCUGAGAGAAGAGCUGAAGUCUCGGCGGGACUGGUUCCGCUCGCUGAGCGACCUGCGCGGCAAGGAGCGCUCGCUGGCGCACGGCGACUACGUGGCGCUCCACAACGCCACCGCCUCGCUGGCGUACGUGCGCGUCUGGGACCAGAGCGAGCGCUUCCUGACCGCCGUCAACUGGGGCUCGGCCGACGCCAAGCUCCGCCUCGCCCACCCGGAGCUGCCCGCGCAGGCCUCCGUCCGGUACAGCACCGACACGGAACGCCACGCGCAGGGCAGCUCGGUGGACCUGGACGUCCUGGAGCUCGGGCCCGGGCAGGCUCUGCUGCUGUCCUACCCCUUCUCGGCGUAGAGUCCAGGAGACGAGCGCAACACAUAGACACACACACACACACACACACACACACGUAGAUGCAGCCUAGAAAUGUGUGAGACACACAGGCAGGCACACAGGGACGGUAGACUCUGGAAAAAAAGCUAAAGGUUAUCUGCAAACAGACACAUACAAGAGUGAGCAUCUACUGAACAAUUGCCAUAUCCACACUAGGCCUGUUCAAGCUCAGAAAUAUUUCCUCAGAGGGUGAGAAUUUGUUUGUGUUUGAGCAUUUGUUUGAAAGUGUUAUGAAAGGUAAUUUUUAAAAUUUCAGAACAGAGUUUUGAAACAAGAGUUUAAUUUAACUGCCUUUAAAAAAGAGACAAAGUUACGAUAGAGGGGGAAAGUGGUGCAAUGUGAACGGCAGACUUUUUUUUUUUUUUUACCGCUCUGUACUUUCAACUUUGCCUUGAUACAAAGUUAGCAGGAAAAGACCUAUGUGUCAUCAAGCUGAACCAGAGGAAAUAAAAAACACCCUCACUGGCACAAAA
Sardina pilchardus (European sardine) is the source of this 2145-nucleotide messenger RNA. Its product is annotated as amino acid transporter heavy chain SLC3A2-like. NCBI's taxonomy places the organism in Eukaryota, Metazoa, Chordata, Actinopteri, Clupeiformes, Clupeidae. Gene Ontology annotation, cellular component: basolateral plasma membrane; apical plasma membrane. The record is from RefSeq and is a predicted model, not a curated record. Gene Ontology annotation, molecular function: L-leucine transmembrane transporter activity; aromatic amino acid transmembrane transporter activity; L-alanine transmembrane transporter activity. The coding region runs from base 122 to 1633 and encodes 503 amino acids. The transcript is spliced from 9 exons. Gene Ontology annotation, biological process: carbohydrate metabolic process; phenylalanine transport; L-leucine import across plasma membrane.